UUUCGAUUUAUGAGUUUGACUGUCCCUCUGUAAUCUUUCGUCCCUCUUUUGCUAUAAACAUACGAAUUUGUAUUUAAGACAAUUAUACUUUGCGGUAACAAAACGAUUUUGUUUCUUUUUAAUCGUUGUAACAAUGAUAUUAGUGCUUUUAAAGUUAUUGAAUUUAUAAUUUUUAUUUAUUUCACUACAAACCAAUAAAACAUUGGACAGACUACUUGCAGCCUGUUAGAUAUCUUAUAUCGAAAAAAGAUAAAAAAAAUAUUCUAAGAUUAAUUGUCUGCACCAUUUUUACGUAUUUCAGAAAUUACUUUUACCAACACGGACAUGAAGAUAUCUUCAAUCUGUUCAAUUUUCAAUGCUUUUUUAUUUGAAAGUAUAUCAACAUAUCCUGACUGUAAAUAUGCUUGCCAUCAGUUAUUUUAUCAUCAUUUUAUCAAUAUGUAAAGUAAACCUUACUGUUACUGAAAUACAGAAAUACGUACCUGGAGAAGACGUCCUUUUAUAUUGUAAUGUCAAUAUUACCUCUUAUCGUGCGAUCUCCUGGUUCUUUGAAAAUAAUAUUAUUUGGACUGGAAAUAAACUUAAUAAAAUGAGUAACAAUUCUUUAAGAUACGAAAUAACAGAAAAAAUGAAUCUUCGAAUUAAGAAUACAAGUAUUGAUGACGAAGGGAAAUAUACGUGUCUACCUGUUCCUCCUGUGAUUAAUCAAAAAUAUACAGUGACAUUGAAAAGUGAACCAAUUGUGCGAAAGACUGAUUCAAACAAUAAUGAUUCAUUAGUAACUGAUGGUAGGUUAACAAUAGUUUAUUUGUUUUUAGUACCACGAUUUUCAUACACUAAUAUUGCUUAUAAACAACACUGUCUAGGCAAACAGAGUAGAAAUACAGACAUAAUUGACAAUUAUGUUUUAUCUGAAGCUUAAAGUGUUUAUACAAAUUAGCUAGAAACUUAAGUUUGGAUACGAAGAGACAUAAGAAAGACCUACACAUGACAAUAUCAAAAAUGCUUUGAACCAUACGAGCAUUUCUUAAAUCAAAAGUAAGUAAAUAGUCAAAAUACUGUUUAAUAUACAAUAAUUCAUAAUGAGUCCACCUGUUCCAAGUCUAAGAAUUAAAACUUGUUUCAAAUUUGUUAUGUGACUAUGAAAGAUCAAUUAUGAAGGUCAACAUAAUAUUUCCCUAAUGACAAACAUAUCAAAUAAGAUGAAAAACAAACCAAGAGAACAAGGUCAAAUAAUUAAUCCGUGACGACAAAACUUGUCUUUUAGAAGAAAUAAAAAGAACCUGAAGUGGGACAGAGAACGAACGGACAAACGAACGGUUCCUUGUUGAAGACAAUGAUAUGACAUACAAAA
Molecule: messenger RNA, 1354 nt
Organism: Mytilus trossulus (common blue mussel)
Lineage: Eukaryota; Metazoa; Mollusca; Bivalvia; Mytilida; Mytilidae
Exons: 3
Coding region: 356-922 (188 amino acids)
Source: RefSeq, a predicted model, not a curated record